CGUGGGCGAUGCUUCGGUUACAACUGGGCUCCAAGCCGGUAUCGGGUUUAUCUCACUCAGCGCGGUUAUUCACGGCUGCCCUUGUCCAUCCUUCAGAGUACCACACUGCCCUCAAAUACUCUGGCUAGCACAAUGUAGCCCUCCAUAUUUUGCUGUUCCACAGGAUAUACUCCUCUAGAUGCUCGGUAUGAAGUAUAUACCCUCACCACAAGCCCUCCGGCUCUUGUCAGGUCUUGUGCGAGGCCAGAACCCCGCCUUCAAACCUCGAACCUCUGCCCCCUUCCUUCGCAUGAGCCAACACUUCCAUACCGCGACACGACUCGACCGAAUAGAGACACAUAUACUUUCAGACAUUGGCGAAGGUGUGAAAGAAGUCCAGAUCAUCCAGUGGUUCGUGGAAGAAGGGGCGCCCAUCGAAGAAUGGAGUCCGCUCUGUGAAGUCCAGAGCGACAAGGCUUCGGUCGAGAUCACCUCCAAGUACACUGGCGUAAUAAGGAAGCUCCACUUCGGUCAGGAUGCUGUCGUCCAGGUCGGCGACCCUCUCCUCGACAUUGAAGUGGAAGGCGGUUCCGAACCUCAAGAAACUGGGGAGCAGGAAACAAGAGACGAUUCCGGGGCCGUGGCAGACGCCGAGCCUGCCGCCGCAGGUGAUCAGGCGGCUUUGCAGAACGAAACUGGACAGUCAGAACAAGCGACGCCUGAACGUGACGAGCCUCGUACGCCAGGCAAACAUGCUUCUCUCGCAACUCCCGCGGUAAGAGGCCUACUGAAAGAACACGGCGUGGCGAUCGAAGAUAUCACGGGCACCGGCAAGGAUGGACGCGUCCUCAAGGAGGAUGUCUACAUGUAUCUCAAACAGGGCGCCGUACAACCCUCUGCACCGGUGUCGGUAUUCUCUAGACCGACCGUGGACGCGACACAAACUGAGACAGCGCAGAAAUUGACCCCCGUCCAGUCCGCCAUGUUCAAAAGCAUGACCGGGUCAUUAUCGAUCCCGCACUUUUUGUUCUCCGACACCAUCGACAUCACCACCUUGGCUUCCAUGCGGACACGGCUGAACGCUACAAGAAACCCCGAGACGCCAAAACUGACGUACAUGCCAUUUAUCAUCAAAGCUGUCUCUCUGGCGCUCAAUCAGUAUCCCCUGCUCAACGCGCGGUUAGAUCUAAGCAGUGAUCCAAAGAAGCCCCAACUCAUGAUGCGGAGUGUCCAUAAUAUUGGUGUUGCGAUGGAUACGCCGAACGGAUUGAUCGUGCCGGUGGUGAAGAACGUCAAUGCGCGGUCGAUCACGAGCAUUGCGCAAGAGGUCCAGCGGCUCGCGGCGCUCGGGCAGGCCGGAAAACUGAGUGGUAAUGAUCUUUCUGGAGGUACGAUCACCGUGAGUAAUAUCGGCAAUAUCGGUGGGGAGGUUGUGGCGCCGGUGAUUGUGGAGGGCCAGUUGGCGAUUAUGGGCGUGGGCAAGAUAAAGACUGUGCCCGUGUUUGCCGACGACGGCGUGAGUGUACGUCCGGCGCAGAUGGCCAGUGUGAGUUGGAGUGCGGAUCAUAGGGUCGUGGAUGGGGCCACCAUGGCGAGGAUGGCGACGGUCGUGCAGAGAUAUCUGGAGGAGCCGGCCAGUAUGGUUAUCGACAUGAGUUGAAAGAACUUAGGUGUCACCUGGGUGUUUGGACAAGUGGCUUGUGAUGCUGACUUACGACUAAAACAUAAGUUCACGUCGAGGCGGGCAGUUACUCUGCGGAGCAACGCUCGCGUGUCUCGACCGGCAAUGAGGUCAGAAGCUAUUCACGCUGCCGACACGAGGACUCGACGGACUUCUUGCAGCAAUGCUGGCGUGACUGGAGUUGUUCCGAACGCCGAUUCUGGAAGGCAAGAGGCUGCGAAGGAUGACAGGCUUGGCUACAGAUCAAAUAUGCCAAUGGGCGUCAACUAGAGAGCUUCAAGGCUGAAGCUGACCCGCUAGAUGUUGCUAUAGGUUCAGAUGAUUGUGACGAGGAGACGAACGAAUGGAGUCAUAUAGUUCGAGGCGAUGUAGACGGAAAGAGCAUGACUUAAGAGAUCUGGGCGCCAAUUCCAGAUAUAUAUGACAGCGUUAUUCUCGAAUGGAUCUUUUAUGCCUCACGUCUCCUCUCCCUCUAAGCACUGCCU
Exophiala xenobiotica is the source of this 2145-nucleotide messenger RNA. RefSeq lists its product as uncharacterized. Gene Ontology annotation, molecular function: lipoic acid binding; acetyltransferase activity. Gene Ontology annotation, cellular component: cytoplasm; mitochondrion. NCBI's taxonomy places the organism in Eukaryota, Fungi, Ascomycota, Eurotiomycetes, Chaetothyriales, Herpotrichiellaceae. The transcript has a single exon. The coding region runs from base 179 to 1639 and encodes 486 amino acids. The record is from RefSeq and is a predicted model, not a curated record.